This is a messenger RNA of Callithrix jacchus (white-tufted-ear marmoset), 3076 nucleotides long. The record is from RefSeq and is a predicted model, not a curated record. NCBI's taxonomy places the organism in Eukaryota, Metazoa, Chordata, Mammalia, Primates, Cebidae.
AUCGUUCACUGCAGCCUCCACCUCUGAGGCUUAAGUGAUCCUCCCACCUUAACCUCCUAAGUAGCUGGGAGUACAGAUGCACACCUCCACACCUGGCUAAUUUUUGUAUUUUUUGUUUUGCCAUGUUGUCCAGCCUGGUCUCAAACUCCUGGGUUCAAGCGAUCUGCCUGCCUCAGCCUCCCAAAGUGUUGGGAUUACAGGUGUGAGCCACUGUGCCUAGCCAACCUUUUUAUACUAACCCUCCUUUUAUACCGUACUGUCACUAUAAUGAACACUCAGUUGAUUUUAAGUAAUCAGUAAUUUGAGAGCCUGUAAAGCACCUUAGGAACUGGUCAGUAAGUGCCCUCUAAUGCUGUAGCCUUGAGUAUAUAAGGACGUUUCCCUAGGAAUUUGAGUCCUCUAAAGUUGCUGACCUAACUGCCUCUCCUGUAGGUUGAUGGGAACAUUUAUCAGGACUGCAUUCAGAUGGUGACUGACAGCCAGACUGCUAUAUGGACCAACUCCACCUUUGUUCAGGCCAUGGCGGAGCAUGUCAAGGAGCAGUGUGACUGCCUGGGCCCUGGCAUGGUCAACAUGCAACCCAAGGAGAUCUUCUGGCUCAUUGGAUUCUGCGAUGAGGUGAAGGAGAUGCCCAUGCAGACUCUGGUCCCUUCCAAAGUGGCCUCCAAGGACGUCAUCCCUGCCCUGGAACUGGUGGAGCCCAUUAAGAAGCACGGGGUCCCAGCAAAGACUGAUGUUUACUGUGAGGUGUGUGAAUUCCUGGUGAAGGAGGUGACCAAGCUGAUUGACAACAACAAGACUGAGAAAGAAAUACUAGACGCUUUAGACAAAAUGUGUGCGAAGCUGCCAAAGUCCUUGUCAGAAGAGUGCCAAGAGGUGGUGGACACAUAUAGCAGCUCCAUCCUGUCCAUCCUGUUGCAGGAGGUCAGUGCCGAGGUGGUGUGCAGCAUGCUGCGCCUCUGCUCCAGCAUGCAGCUGCCUGUGCUGACCAUUCACUUGACUCAGCCAAAGGACAGUGGCUUCUGUGAGGUGUGCAAGAAACUGGUGGGUUAUUUGGAUCACAACCUGGAGAAAAACAGCACCAAGGAAGAGAUCCUGACUGUUCUUGAGAAAGGCUGCAGCUUCCUCCCCGACCCUUACCAGAAGCAGCAUGAUCAGUUUGUGGCAGAGCAUGAGCCCAUGCUGAUCAAGAUCCUGAUGGAGGUGAUGGACCCUUCCUUCUUGUGUUUGGUGAGGCUUACUGGGUGGUGUGGGUCCUCUUGGGCAGCUGUAACCUGGGGGGCUGUAGAUAUCUGGAAGAGUUGCUCUGAGAUGUGGCCGUGGGGUGGAGUCUCUGUGUUUUGCUGUGGGAGAGCCAAGAAGACAGGAAGCCAGCCCCUAAGCCCCAUCACUUUCCUCAGCAACCCUGAUGUUCUGAAAGAGCAUGGUAGAUAGAGCUCGGAUCCCAGCUCCUUCUGGAACCUGUGAUCUUAGUUUUGAAAGAGAUAUGUUGGGCAGCUUUCAUUCUCUCGCUUUCUUUUUUCCUUUUCUCACCAUAUAGAAAAUUGGAGCCUGCCCCUCAGCCCAUAAGCCCUUGUUGGGAACUGAGAAGCAUGUAUGGGGCCCAAGCUACUGGUGCCAGAACGCAGUCACAGCAGCCCCAUGCAAUGAGAGUAGCUCAGCACACGGCAUCACCAGCCUGUCUUGCCCUAGAGCAGCCUGCGUGAGAAUCCUGCUUUAGUGGGAACUUGGUGUCAGCUCUCCACCCUGCUUUUAUGUUGUUGGAAAACUGAGGCUCAGAGAGGUGGUUAGGCUUACUCAUGGUCCCCCAGAAAAGGCAGGGUGAACUAUACUCUUGGAAUGAAGGGUGGGGUAGAUCAUUUUUUUCAGUAUUUUUUGCUUCUGUUUUGUUGUUUUUGUCUUCAUUUCCCUUGUGACAGUGUCAGACUUGUACAGCGUCACUCCAGGGACUGCACAAGUUCUGUGGGAUUCAUCGCCCAGGCACUGUUCCCCAGAAACAUGUUUGUCCUGGCUGGAGCCUGGCCUGAGUUUCACUCAAGGCCCUGAGAGCUGGUCCCUGCCCAGCUGCCCCAGGGCACUGUGGCCCUGGCCUGGCCUGGCAGCCACCAGCUGGGUGACCUGGGCUGCUUCCCUGGGUGGGGAUGUUUGGUCCAGUCCCUGUUGCUUAAUGUUGCUUUGCACAACUUUUCCUUCCUCCCCGGGUUUCCUUGUGACCAUGUCAGUGACGGUUGUGUCAUCUCGGACCACUGCAGGGAACAGCAGGGGACCCCCAUUCUGGCCACAUCCAGCUCUUUCCUUCAGCUAGGUGCCAGCUCAUCUCCACCACCAGCCCCACCCCACACGUGGUUCUGCUGCUGUCCUGGGAAAAUGUGGACCCACUUCUCAAGGCCCGAGCUGGUGUGUAGCCCAACUCAGGCAAGGAGGUUCUGCCUGGGGAUCAGUGUGCAGGCUGCUAGCAGGAUGCUGGGUGCCAGACCCCAUCUCCUCCAGAUGACAGUCCAUGCAAUGACUGAGAGGUCGUGGCUAGAGGCCACUCACGUGCUGCCAGGCCCCUAGCCAUGGUGAAGACCUGGCUCACAUCUUCAGAGUUGUUGACAAGGGCCUGGAAGUAGUGGAUGGCCAGAAUGCUGUAGAAGGCAAGGUUGUUGUUGCCAAUGUCUGUGUCCAGGGCCAGCACCCAGACCAACUCUGAGCCCACCUUGAUGUCGGUGGCCACCCCUGCAGGAGCAGGCAGGCAGUGUAAAUGGCAGGGCAGGGGCCACCCCACACCUUGUGCCCAGGCUCCAGUCCCUGCACCUGCAGUGUACUCAGCCUUGGUGAAGUGUGGCAGCUGGUCGUUGAUGUCCUCUAGCACAACGUGUACCUCGUGCAGUGUGAGGUCAGCACCCAGGUUGAGGGCUGGGGAGGGUCCAUGGGGAGGUGUCCAGCUGCAAUUGCUGGAGGCCUUAUGAUGAAGGAAAAGACAGCUUCUCGUUCCCAGUCCAGGUCCUGCAGCAGCAGCUGAUGCCAGUCAGUCUGCAGAUGGAAGUUCUUCUCUUCAUUGCCAGCUAAGGGUGGGACCAUGGCACAGGGUGAG